Messenger RNA from Tauraco erythrolophus (red-crested turaco), 1473 nucleotides. Its product is annotated as cytochrome P450 2J6. Gene Ontology annotation, biological process: xenobiotic metabolic process. The record is from RefSeq and is a predicted model, not a curated record. Gene Ontology annotation, cellular component: intracellular membrane-bounded organelle; cytoplasm. Gene Ontology annotation, molecular function: oxidoreductase activity, acting on paired donors, with incorporation or reduction of molecular oxygen, reduced flavin or flavoprotein as one donor, and incorporation of one atom of oxygen; iron ion binding; heme binding. NCBI's taxonomy places the organism in Eukaryota, Metazoa, Chordata, Aves, Musophagiformes, Musophagidae.
AUGCUGACAAUAAGUCAAGCUUUGGUAGUCUUGAUCAUUAUUUUGUUAAUUUUUAAGUUCUUCAAACUGCGAAAGGCAUGCAAGCAAUUCCCUCCCGGACCAACUCCUCUCCCAUUGCUCGGAAACUUGCUGCAUCUGAACUUUCAGUUUCAUCGGGAUCUUCUGAUGGAGCUGGCAAAAACUUAUGGUAACAUAUACACUUUGUGGUUCGGGUGGGCCCCAGUGAUCAUACUGAAUGGGUAUCAAGCAGUGAAGGAUGGCAUGACUACACACCCUGAAGAUGUCUCUGGGCGGAUGGUGUCACCUUUCUUCAGAGCAAUGGCCAAAGGAAAAGGUAUUAUACUGGCAAGUGGUCGCUCCUGGAAGCAGCAGAGACGCUUUGGUAUAAUGACUCUACGCAAUCUGGGAAUGGGAAAAAAAGGCCUGGAGUAUCGAGUGCAAGAGGAGGCCUCUCACCUGGUGGAGUUCUUUGUGAACCUAAAAGGAAGACCUGUGGAUCCUUCUUUUCCUCUCUUCCAUUCUAUUUCAAAUGUAAUUUGUGCUGUGGUUUUUGGAUAUCACUUCUCUGAGAAGGACAAAACCUUCCAUGAACUGAUCAGUGCCACAGAGAAUUUAUUCAGAUUUGCAGGCAGCUUUGUUCAUCAGCUCUACGAGAUCUUCCCCUGGCUGAUGUGCCGUCUCCCUGGUCCUCAUAAGAAAGCAUUGUCUUGCUAUGAUGUCCUGAGUUCUUUUGCAAGGAAGGAGAUCAGAAGACAUGUGGAGAGAGGGAUACCAGAUGAACCACAGGAUUUCAUCGACUUUUACCUGGCUGAGAUAGAGAAAUCUAAGGAUGGGGUCAAGCCCAAGUAUGACGAAGACAAUUUGGUGUAUGUUAUAAAUGAUCUUUUCCUCGGUGGAUCAGAGACCUCAAGCACAACACUGUACUGGGGACUGCUCUAUAUGGUAGUGAAUCCAGACAUCCAAGAGAAAGUGCAGAAGGAGCUGGAUGCUGUUCUGGGUCCUUCCCAGUUAAUUUGCUAUGAGGAUCGGAGAAAACUGCCCUAUACAAAUGCUGUGGUUCAUGAGAUCCAACGCUUCAGCAACAUUGUCUUUGUCGGCAUACCCAGAGUGUGUGUGAGGGACACAAUAUUGCUGGGAUUCCCUGUCAAAAAGGGCACGAUCAUUAUGCCAAACAUAGCAUCUGUUCUAUAUGACCCUGAGCAAUGGGAGACACCUCGACAGUUCAACCCAGGCCAUUUUCUGGAUAAAGAAGGAAACUUUGUACCUCGAGAAGCCUUCUUACCAUUCUCAGCAGGGCACCGUGUGUGUUUGGGAGAGCAUCUAGCGAGGACUGAGCUCUUCAUUUUCUUUGCCAGCCUGCUGCGGGCAUUCACCUUCCGGCUCCCUGCGGGGGUCACGAGGAUCAACACAGAGCCCGUUUUGGGGGGUACGCUGCAGCCUCACCCGUACCGGGUUUGUGCCAUUCCACGCUAG